This is a messenger RNA of Merops nubicus (carmine bee-eater), 939 nucleotides long. RefSeq names its product olfactory receptor 4S2-like. Lineage: Eukaryota; Metazoa; Chordata; Aves; Coraciiformes; Meropidae. Bases 7 to 939 code for a protein of 310 amino acids. Gene Ontology annotation, molecular function: olfactory receptor activity; G protein-coupled receptor activity. Gene Ontology annotation, cellular component: membrane. The transcript has a single exon. The record is from RefSeq and is a predicted model, not a curated record. Gene Ontology annotation, biological process: G protein-coupled receptor signaling pathway.
AUUAACAUGGAGAACACAACCAGAGUGAAGGAAUUCAUUCUUCUGGGCCUCUCAGUGAAUGAAGGGGUGGAGAAAAUAUGUUUUGUGAUGUUUCUGUUCUUCUACAUGAUGAUUGUGGCAGGAAAUCUGCUCAUUGUUAUCACUGUAACUAGCAGCCAACGUCUGAACUCCCCCAUGUACUUCUUCCUCUGCUACUUGUCCUUUGUGGAUAUCUGCUACUCUUCUGUCACAGCUCCCAAAAUGAUUGCUGACUUCCUUGCUGAAAAUAAAACCAUCUCCUUUGCGGGUUGCAUAGCUCAGCUCUUCGGGGUGCAUUUCUUUGGUGGCACAGAGAUCUACCUCCUCACAGUGAUGGCCUACGAUCGCUACGUUGCCAUCUGCAGACCCCUCCACUACACCACCCUCAUGACCAGGCGUGUGUGUGGUUGGAUGGUGAUUGGCUCGUGGGUAGGAGGCUUUGUGCACUCCAUCGUGCAGGCUCUUCUAACCACUCAGCUCCCCUUCUGUGGCCCUAACAAAAUUGACCACUACUUCUGUGAUGUCCACCCCCUACUACAGCUGGCCUGUACCGACACCUACGCCGUGGGCAUCGUUGCCGUUGCCAACAGUGGAAUUCCUCUGAGCUGUUUCUUCAUCCUGCUCAUGUCCUACGUGGUCAUUCUGGGUUCCUUGAAGAGUCAGACACCCAAAGGCUGGCGCAGGGCCCUCUCCACUUGUGGGUCCCACAUCACCGUGGUGAUCCUGUUCUUUGGGCCAUGCAUAUUCAUCUACAUACGUCCAUCCAGCAGUCUGCUGGAGGACAAGGCUGUGGCAGUGUUUUACACCAUCAUCACACCCGUGCUGAACCCACUCAUCUACACGCUGAGAAACGAGGAGGUGAAGAGUGCCAUGAGGAAACUGUGGAGCAGGAAAGUGGGAAGGGAAAGCAGGAAGCUGUAG